Messenger RNA from Vigna umbellata (rice bean), 2578 nucleotides. Lineage: Eukaryota; Viridiplantae; Streptophyta; Magnoliopsida; Fabales; Fabaceae. The record is from RefSeq and is a predicted model, not a curated record.
UCAAACAUAUUUUAUGCGGGGGCGCAAGAAGAAACUUAUGUAGGUGCGGUAUCCACAAAACGUCGUCGUCACUGUGCCACCUUCCCACUGGCGCUUUCUCACUCUGUCAGUGCCCGCUUGCAGAAUCUUUCUGGGCAUCCCUCAUUGCCGACGUAUCCGUCUCUGUUUUCAACCGAUGGAUCGGCCGGCGACCGGAAUUGGAUUGGACACGCCGAUCAUGCACGAUAGCGACCGUUACGAUUUCGUUCGCGAUAUUGGGUCUGGGAAUUUCGGCGUUGCUAGACUUAUGAGGGACAAGCAAACGCAAGAGCUUGUUGCCGUCAAGUAUAUAGAACGCGGAGAAAAGAUUGAUCAAAAUGUUAAAAGAGAAAUAAUUAAUCACAGGUCUCUAAGGCAUCCUAACAUUAUUGGGUUUAAGGAGGUCAUUUUAACACCUACCCAUCUUGCCAUUGUAAUGGAAUUUGCAUCUGGAGGAGAAUUAUUUGCCCGAAUCUGCAAUGCAGGGCGUUUUACUGAGGAUGAGGCUCGUUUCUUCUUUCAACAACUCAUAUCUGGUGUCAGUCACUGUCAUGCAAUGGAAGUGUGUCACCGGGACUUGAAGUUGGAAAACACUUUGUUGGAUGGAAGCCCAGCACUCCAUUUGAAGAUAUGUGAUUUUGGAUAUUCCAAGGUAAGCCUUUGUCAUGUCCUUUUCAUGUGUGAGUUACAUUCUAAUAUAUUUUACUGGGAUGUAAGCUCUGGCUCAGUAAAUUUACCUCUAAAUGAUUCUUGUCACAAAUUUAACUGAACCUUUCAAUAUCCACAAAUGUUCUUUAGUUUUCUUGUGAAGCUAUUUUUUUCUGCAGAUAUAUAUAGACUAUUCUAUUACUUGAGUAACUAAUUCCUUAAGAUACUAAAGGGUUCUUUUAGUAACUUUUGUUAUUGGAAAGGGGAAAUUCUGCAUGACUAUUCAUUAUGAAUAUUGAUAAUCUGAAUUACUUAACAAGUUUUUGCUUGAUCCAUUCUUUAUAAUUUGGCCUAUCCCAGGUUAAGCGAUGGAAUGAUAGACGAGAAUGUAGGCUUGAAUUCAGAAAAGGCUUAGGUUUUGGAAAUUUAUGUUCACAAGAGGAAAGCUAGUGAGGGAGAAAAUUAGGAAGGUGAUCAGUUUGGCUAGGGGUGGAGGGUGAACGUGGGGAAAUUGAGGAACGGUGGAAGUUAGUUUUGCAUGUUUGUUUUGUUUUAGAGGGAGCGUAACUCUUAUUCUCUUAGGAGUUGAUGCUCUGCAGGUUGUAAAAGUCAUAGGCUCCAUUUCUGGUUCUUAAUAAAAUUGGCUUACUUGUUUCUUAAGAAUCCUGUCAAUUGGUUCAACUUGUCAAAUAUUGGUGUUUGGAAGGCUGGCUCAUGCUCCAAAGGGUGGUGGAUAAAGUAGAAGUGUUUGAAACCAAAGUUGCCACAUUUGAGGACUCAGCAAAACUUUCGAUGGUGGAAUUUAAGCAAUCACUUUUUCAGGAGAUGAGUAGGACUUGAGAUGUUGGACUAGUGCCCAUAUCAUGAAUUAAGUUGUGGAAGCAACAGUGAGUGGAGACGACAUGGAUCAGUAUCUUAUGGUGGUGUGAGAUUGGGUUUCCCCUAGUUUAUGAUAUGGACACUGCUGUUGGGUCGAUCACUAUAGUGGAAAUUAUUUUGAAGUUCUAAAUAUUUCGGAUGAAGUUAAAGUUAAGCUGGUUAAGCAAUGGUCCUACUAUCCACUUGCUUGUAUGAGACUGAAGUGAGAUGCUGGUAGUGUGCUAUGGAGGUCACUGUUAUAACGAUCUAUUUUGAAGAGCUUUUAAACCUUCAUCAAACGAGAAAGGUUGAACAGUAUAUUUUGAACUUUUGAGUUCUUCUCAUCAUAGGUAGGAUGAUUAGCUGAAGCAUAGUGUAGCCUGAGUGGUCUUUGGCCAGAGUUGAGAUGGUGAGUCUGAUAUUUUAACCCACGCAUCUGAUCUAAUAUGGUGAAGCUUGCUCCUGAUUUUGGGGCAGAGGCUAUGGGUACAUUGGAAAAUUUGGCCAGCUCUGCUUUCUGAUUGUAGGGGGAGGUUUUUCUUGUGUUUUUCCACAAAAUUAUAAAGGCAGUUUGCUGUAUAGAAAACUGGAGCUACUAAGUUCUCCAAGUUCCCAAUAUUUAGGGCUUGGCUAAAUUUGAAUUUAGUUGAUAAUCGCCAUUCCCUUUUGUUAAGAAAUUUCUUAUCCUUGUAUGAAUGGGUUAAAAGUCUUGCAACGAGCCCAAUGUCUUGAGUUCGAACCUCGUUGGGGCUCCUACUCCUAUAAAAGGGGAGUCCCAAAUUCACCAGGUUGUCAGGUGUUUGUUAAGGAAUUUUGGAUCCUUGUAUGAAUGGGUUAACUUUUUGUAACACCUUUCUGUGCUGUUUGUAUCUUUGAACAUUCUUCUUGUGUUUUGAUGUUUCACAAUUCACAUACAGGGGAACAUCUAAAUCUAUGAAAAGUUUCCUGGUGUCUUGAGGCAUCUGAUAUUUAGCGCACAGCAAACCUUUGUGGUGGUGUUAAGAUAAUUCAUCUUGUAUUUGUGUCAUAUUUAUGGUACUUGGUAAUUAAAAUA